GGAUCCGCGGAUCCCUCCGCCCUUCUAGUCACGGAACCGGGCCGAACCAGCCCGUAAACCGUUGACACUUACUCUCAAGCUUAAGGUAAAUCUGUUAUGCUCUCUGUUUUAGCAAUCCAUGUAGGCCUGUGAAGCUAACUUGGCACUUGAGUGCCUUGGUGUUCAAUGAGGAAAGUUCAAGGCGUUACUUCCACUCUGAUGAGGUGUUUAUUUUUCCAGUUUGCAAUACCUGGAAGCUAACUGGGUGUGUGUGAUGGAAGUCAGCAGAGGUUGGGGUGUGAUCCCAGCUGCCAGAUGGAGAGCCAGUGUGUGCCUGGGAGGUGCUACAGGCAGAGGGCCUGGUGCCCUCCCACGCAGAUGGCAGGAGCUGCCUGUCUAUGGCCACAUCUGGAGCUCAUGCAGAAUUAUUGCCAGUAACGUGCUUAGUGUGUCCUUUGUUUGGUUCUACGUUUCUCUUCAUUUCUAACCUGCUUUUUUCCUUGUCUCUGUUAUGCUUUUACUUUAUGUCUCUUGUAGCUUCCAGAAUCCCUGCGCUAUUUUCAUUGUAAAAUUUAUCACCAGUGGUAUUUGAAAUGAGUGCAGGUAUCGAAAAUCUGGAGCUUCUCUGCACUGCUUUCUGGACUUCCCUUUUCUGUUGCGGAUGGAAUUGCCAGUCACAAUGGGUUUCUAUAUUUCAACUAUGCAGAACUUCUUAUAGAAUAUUUAUUUUUCCCACACACCAUUCUGUGCUAGAGAAAGGAAUCCCUUCUUUAAGAAUGAUUCUUUCAAAACCAGUUGGCUGGGAAGGCAGUGCAAUGUGAGCUUGGAAACUGGUUCUGUGGCUUUGGCACUGGGAGGUUCUGGUGGGCUGCACCAUUCGCUGUUGGCGGGGAACCAUUUGUGCUAUCAGACUGAUUUAAUGUUAUCUGUCAGAGUGCUUCAGGAGCAGGAAGGGGAGAGGGCAGGUGAGACAAGAGGGGAUUCGCAGUCUCUCCGCCCUGUAUAUUGCUGGCUUAACUACCAACUCAUCUGUCUGAGUGUUCUGAGAGCUGUGCACAGGACGAGGGAGUUCCCAGGUGCUAAAUGGACGUGUGGGAGCAGGGCUUAGAGGGUGCUGCCUUGUUGGUGUCCAGCCUGUGCAGCAAGAAGCAUCUGUUACAGCGCACACAGAGCAGCCUCUGCCUUCAGAAGUAUCUUGUAUGUUUGGCUCCACGAAUUCUAGAAUCCAUUUCAUAAAAUAUUUUCAGGAAACUUUCCUUGGAAGGAGUUUCCCCUGCUAUCAUGAUGAUAACAAUAGUCUCAUUUGUUCAUCUCAUCCCCAUGUAUCCACACAGACCUGUUUCUUUGUGCGCAUGUAUGCAUGCACGCACAUAACUUGAACUUAUUUUUUUUCUAUCAAACUAGAGCAAGAUCGGUUUACUUUCAGUAAUAACUGCCCGGAUCCCAGCUUCGAAAUUCUGCCUUCAUCCCCAGCUGCUGGGAGAACCUUUGUUGUAGGCAGCAGCACGGUGUGGGAGGACCCGCUGUGCUCUGAACAAGGGCCUAUUGUGUGAGCUGAGACGGAGGGGAGGGGGCUGCAGGUUCCCUUCAGAGUUCUGUGGGGGAGCUGAGCGAGAGAUGCGAUCUCUCUUUAUUUGUGUAAAUUCCAACUGAUAAAUACUUGAGACGAUUUUUGUAGCUAAAACAUAGCGAUGCUUGUCUUUCCAAUACCUGAAGGAAAAAACCUGGCGGUAGGCUGGGUAGCAGUGAUAAUGUUAUUUCUGCGCCGUUAAGGUAACUGUCAGCUUGUGCCUUACUAAUUAACAGCGGAAGAGUGACCGUAGUUGUGGCAAGCUACAAUGAAAGCUCAUGGCCUGGUAGGGCAAAAGUCCAGGAAGUGCACAAGUCUGGUGGAGAUGUAAUGGCUGUAACUGCAUAGUGGGCCCAGUUCCAGUAAAACAGGCCUUUAGUUUGAACAGUACGUGGUCCUUACCCUAAACUUAGACUGUAAUGGAGACGGAUGGGCCGGGUGGAGGUGGGAGGGAGAUGAGGUGGGUGACUGAAGCAGACCAGGGCUGGUGUGGCUGCUGGGCCGAGCCUUGGCCAGACAGCAGAGGGGGAUCCAGUGAAAGGAUGCGUCUGAACAGCAGGCUGAGGAAUCUGCGGUUAAUUUUAAUACAAAAGAAAUAUGAAAUGCUGAUUUGUUGAGUUGUAACCACAACUGUGCAGUGAGCCCUGCUGGGUGGGAUGGGGCUCUGCGAGGCCCAGCUUACAGAACAAAAGGCUGAAUUGUCUGAGUGGAAGUUGGGUGAACUGAGUCGAACACAGCCUCGUCUUGAGUUAUAGCCACCAGCUUAUUAAUGAGUUAACUUACACUGUUUUGGUCUCUGAACAUAACUGUUCUGAUUGUUGCCAUUGUCCCGGGUUGUGGCAGUGGAACAGCAGAGCAGCUCGUGGUGGAAGCUUUCCCAGGGACUGGAUUGGGAUUGUUUCCCACCUCAUUGUUAGCGCUUGGCCUCAGCUGCUCGCGCUCCCUUGCUUGGCUGGGCUUUGCCUCAUGUUGGCAUGGUGUGCUUGUCCGUUUUAACUGCCUGAUACAUACUGCUGCCUGGGUCUGGGGAACGCUGGCCGUCAGGGGGCUCGGACCAACAGAGCUUUGGGGCUCGUGGCCAGAAACAUUGCUGUCUGCUCCAGGUAUUGUGUGGGAGCAUCUGCAGCCAAUUACCCAUGCGUUCCCAUGUCCUUGUCCCUGCUGGAGGCAGCACAGCCAUCCUGUGGCAGUGCUGGGAGCCUUGGCCUUGGUGGGCUGGGGCCAGCACGGACCUGUGUGGGAAGGGAUUGGUGCUUGGCUGCCCCAUUCUACUGGGGUUCUCAGUUUGGUUCUUGUGAUGGGGGUAAAACAAAGUAAGGAGAUGGUAAAGCAGAUUGAUGGUUCAUCAGCUGCAUCGGUGCAACAUGGAACUGGGUGGCUGUCUUUGGUGAGCAGAAGGUCUCAGGAUGAGUUACUGGAGCCUGGAUAAGAAAAGCUGUCUGCAAUACUGCAGACACUUCUUGGCGGACAACGGCGUGUUUCAUGUUGAAAGAUGCAUGAGCGUUAUGCAGUCUGGGACUCAGAUGGUAAAGCUGAAGAGUGGAACCAAAGGGCUCGUUCGUCUCUUCUACCUGGAUGAGCACAGGACCUGCAUCCGAUGGAGACCGUCCAGAAAAAGUGAAAAGGCAAAAAUUGUCAUCGAUUCUAUUUACAAAGUGACCGAAGGCCAUCAGUCUGAAAUCUUCCACCGCCACGCAGAGGGGAACUUUGACCCAAGCUGUUGCUUUACCAUUUACCAUGGCAACCACCUGGAGUCACUGGAUCUGAUUACCUCUAACCCGGAGGAAGCUCGCACCUGGAUCACAGGACUGAAAUAUUUGAUGGCUGGGAUAAGUGAUGAAGACUCGCUCGCUAAGCGGCAGAGAACCCACGACCACUGGGUGAAACAAACCUUUGAGGAAGCUGACAAGAAUGGAGAUGGCCUGCUGAACAUUGAAGAGAUCCACCAGCUGAUGCAUAAGCUAAAUGUUAACCUGCCCCGCAGGAAGGUGCGGCAGAUGUUUCAGGAAGCUGACACAGAUGAAAACCAAGGAACUCUAAAUUUUGAAGAAUUUUCAGUGUUUUACAAGAUGAUGUCCUUGCGUCGAGACCUCUACUUACUGCUCCUAAGCUACAGUGACAAGAAAGAUCACCUCACUGUUGAAGAACUUGCUCAAUUUCUGAAGGUGGAACAAAAGAUGAGUAAUGUGACGCCAGAAUAUUGUCUUGACAUCAUACAGAAGUUUGAAGUAUCAGAAGAAAACAAGGAGCAGAAUGUUCUUGGGAUUGAAGGUUUCACCAACUUCAUGCGCAGUCCUGCUUGUGACGUUUUUAAUCCACUGCAUUGUGAAGUGCAUCAAGAUAUGGAUCAACCCCUUUGUAACUACUUCAUAGCUUCAUCUCACAACACGUACCUGACAGGGGACCAGCUGCUGUCCCAGUCUAGAGUGGAGAUGUAUGCACGAGUGCUGCAGGAUGGUUGUCGAUGUAUUGAAGUGGAUUGCUGGGAUGGUCCGGAUGGAGAGCCAGUAGUGCAUCAUGGGUACACACUUACCUCUAAAAUAUUCUUCCGUGACGUGGCAGAAACCAUCAAUAAGUAUGCCUUCAUCAAAAAUGAGUUUCCGGUGAUACUGUCUAUUGAAAAUCAUUGCAGUAUUCAGCAGCAAAAGAAGAUUGCUCAGUACUUGAAGGAGAUACUUGGUGACAAACUGGACUUGUCAUCUGUAGUCACCGGAGAUUCCAGGCAGCUUCCUAGCCCUCAAAACUUGAAAGGGAAAAUCCUAGUGAAGGGAAAAAAGUUGCCUUACAGUCUUGGAGCAGAUGCUGAGGAAGGAGAAGUUUCUGAUGAGGAUAGUGCUGAUGAAAUUGAAGACGACUGCAAGUUAAAAUCGUGCUAUAGUAACGGUGCAACUGAGCAUCAGGUGGAAUCUUUUAUAAGAACAAAGCUUGAAUCUCUGCUAAAAGAGUCCCAGAUCAGGGACAGAGAAGAUCCUGACAGCUUCACGGUGAGAGCACUGCUAAGGGCAACUCACGAAGGUUUAAGCGUUAACCUGAAGCAGAACCUGGACACGAAAGAAAGUGGGAAAAAGUCUCACAGUCGAUCGUUAAUGGGCAACUUUGGUAAACACAAAAAAACAGGGAAGGCAACAUCCAAAUGUAGCACAUCAGAUGAUGAUGAAAAUCAGCAAAACUCUUCAGGAAAGGAAGCAGGGCAGCUGCACAGUAGACUGACUCGACGAAGGAAAACUGUGAAGCUGUGCCGAGCUCUGUCUGACCUCGUGGUGUACACGAACUCCGUGGCAGCCCAGGAUAUAGUAGAUGAUGGAUCAACAGGGAAUGUGCUGUCAUUCAGUGAAACGAGAGCCCACCAAGCAGUGCAGCAAAAGGCUGAACAGUUCAUGCUUUACAACCAGAAACAGCUUACAAGGAUCUAUCCAUCGGCGUAUCGGAUUGACUCCAGCAAUUUCAAUCCUUUACCUUACUGGAAUGUUGGUUGCCAGUUAGUGGCACUAAACUACCAGUCUGAGGGACGUAUGAUGCAGUUAAAUGAAGCGAAGUUUAGGGUCAAUGGCAACUGUGGUUAUGUCCUCAAACCUCAGCAGAUGUGCAAAGGCUCGUUCAACCCCUAUUCUUCAGAUCCACUUCCUGCCAGUCCUAAGAAGCAGCUCAUCCUGAAAAUCAUCAGUGGACAGCAGCUGCCUAAGCCUCCUGACUCAAUGCUAGGAGACAGAGGAGAGAUAAUAGAUCCCUUUGUCGAGGUGGAAAUUAUUGGGUUACCCGUUGACUGCUGUAAAGAUCAGACCAGGGUGGUUGAUGACAAUGGGUUUAAUCCUGUUUGGGAGGAAACGCUCACCUUUACCAUCCACAUGCCUGAAAUAGCUUUGGUUCGAUUUCUUGUUUGGGAUCAUGACCCUAUUGGGCGAGACUUCGUUGGACAAAGAACGCUGGCCUUUAGCAGUCUUGUACCUGGUUAUCGACAUGUGUAUUUGGAAGGACUGACAGAAGCCUCCAUAUUUGUUCACAUAACCAUUAAUGAAAUCUAUGGGAAGUGGAGCCCCUUAAUCCUCAAUCCCAGUUACACAAUAUUGCACUUUCUAGGAGCCACAAAGAAUAAGCAACUGAUCGGACUCCGAGGGCUGUUCAACAAGAACCCAAAGCACAGUUCUGCUGAGAGCAGCACUCACUACGUACGGAAGCGCUCUAUUGGUGACCGAAUUCUCCGGCGCACGGCCAGUGCACCAGCCAAAGGUAGAAAGAAAAGUAAAAUGGGUUUUCUGGAAGCUUCUGAAAUUAAAGACAGUGCAUCUGAACCAGCAGACCUGAAGGACAAAGAAGGAGUUGUAAGGCGUACAAGCCGGAGUUUGCAAGCACGUCCUGCUUCUAUGCCAGUGGACAAAUUCCUUCUUGUAGGACUGCCGUGCACAGAAGAUGAAACUACUCAAGAUGCCAAAAGAAAAGAAAAUGCAACUGCCAACAGUGAUGGUGAUAAAAAUGAGAAGGAAACAAACUUGAAAGAAUCUGUUUUCACGUGUUCUGAGAAAACUGCAGAUAUUUCAAAUUUGGCAUCUCCCUUGAAAAAGGAGAGUGCCCUGAAGGAAACGACAGCUGAUUUUUCACUUCUACCACCUCCCCAGGAACAACCUGAACGUUUAGUUGCUGUAAGUGGGGUAACCGAAACAAAUCACCUCAACCUUCCUGUUGAUACUGUGCCUCUAAUUCAGAGCUCUGGCUUUGAGCGCGACACAGAAAAAAUACAGGGCAAGAACUGUGCAGGCACUAAAAGGGAAGGUGACACAAACAGGUGUAAGGAGGAGAAAAUAACUCCUGUCAGGACUUGCCUUCCUGAAAAGGUAGAGGAGGUUGAAAAUCUCAAAUACGGCAUCAUCCAGAAAAGUACUGUGGCAUGCCUUUCUCUGACUGAUAUUUCUUCUGCCGUCUGCUCUGAUGCUCCCGAUUUACGUUCCUCUUUAACCGUGCAAGACAGCGACAUCUCCCGCCUUAUAGAUGAAGUUUCUUUGGUGACUGAGAGCGAGUUGGACAGUGCUGUCUCAGCUCUGAUCGGCCAGCUGGAUGUCACCGAUGACCAAACCAGCCCCACCACACCGAUGCUCCCCGGCGCUGGCAGCCAGACCCUCGGUGCUGUGGCCACGCGCGCACUUACUGCAGAGCUCAGCACUCCCUGUAAGAACGACUUCAUUACCACAAAAUCCGGCAAGUCCCCGUUAUUUUCAACUCCAGACAGUGCUGUGUUCUCCAGCCCUGAAACUGCGGAGUAUUCUGUGUACACAAUUAUCCACGAGGCCACUCUUACCCCAGGUUCUGAAUUUAAGACCCGCGGUGGGUUAGUUUGCAAGAAGAAGUCAAAGAGCGUAGAAAAUAACUUGCCUAGCUCUUUUUGUUCUUCACCUUUCUCUUUGCUGAAUGCAAAUCCCCAAAGAAAAUGUGAAGCAAGCUGGGGAGCCCCCAGGUCUGUGGGUUCUUUUGCUUCCAGCAGCCUCAUCUUUGAGGAGAUGCUUGUGGACCCUCCCAUGGGUGAGAAUUCGGAAAGCAGCAGUCUAGUAGAGUUAGGUGGGGAUUCUCAAGAUCUCUUGGUAACUGCGUGCGCGUACAAAAGGGAAGAUGUGAGCCAGUUGGCUUCCCCUUUGAAACUGAGGCAGCAGCAGGACGGCAGGUGCUGUGGUGAGAGGACCUUUGGGAACUGUGCAAGCGUUGGGCUCUGUGCUGCUGCUCUGGACUGCUCGGAUAACUUUAGGACUGCGGGAAGCAAGCUCCCUUUUCCAGCCUGUGAAAAUGUUGGUUUUCUACAUCAUCAUCAUGCAGAUAAGCAGAAAGAUGUGAUGUGUACCUCCAGGAGGUCCCAACUCGAUGUACACUCACCAGUGCUCAGAAGCACAUUGGCUUUCCCACCCUCCCCAGCCAUCAAACAGACCAGCCCUUGCAAAUCCAAGAGUCUUGGUGACUUGACAUCGGAAGAUAUUUCCUGCAACUUUGAAAGUAAGUAUCAGUACAUAAGUAGGAGCUUUAUCACAUCUGGCAUGAGAGACAAGAAGCUCGCUGCAAUGAAGACGAUGAGACCGCACUCUACAGACGCUUUGACGGAGCAGCUGAGAAAGCUGCUGUCCCUGGACCAGGACGAUAGCCACCAGGUGCUGUAUUCCAGGCAGCUCGAUGAGGACUGCCCAAAGGCGCUGGUCAGAAAGCUGUCGUCCAGGAGCCAGAGCAGAGUGCGGAACAUCGCCAGUCGUGCCAAGGAGAGGCAGGAGGCCAGCAAGCAAAAAUCUUCCAACGCAGGCAGCAUAGCGGGGGUCGUCCUUCGGAACAAGCCUUCGGGGUCCCCUCACGUCGUCAACAGGCACUCGACAGGCUCCUACAUAGCCAGGUACCUGGGCAGCUUCCCUGAGGAGGCGGCGGAGGGCCGGGGCCGACCCGAGGGCACGUGCGCUGCCUGGCACCACGGCUGUGCUGAGCCGCUGUGUGCGCACAGCCCCCUGCUGCAGCUGGAGCCCGACGGCGACGAGAAGCCUGAGAUCUAUUUCCUGCUCAGGCUGUAGGUUGGAUAAAUGUAAGUCUUCGACGUUUACAAACCGUUUCAUCGAAAUGAAGGAUUUUUAGGAAGAAACGCUGUUUUGAGGCUUUAAAUUAUUUAGAAAUGCAAUUUUGUGCUGGUGGUCCAGUCACAAUUUAACGUUCCUUUUCCUGUUGAAACUUACAUAAAUAAAACCAUACUCCGUCCUUAUGUAUUUAUGCAUUACUUUAAUUUAGCCAUUACUGAGGGAGUAGGCUGGGGGCUAGCUGCACGCAAUAAGCAUUUGUAGCAUUUUGUAUUCGUAGUGCACGGCUCGAGGGCAUGGCAUUGCAAUGAAUGCAAGAGUAUUUUUCUGUUUUCCUGAAGUCUGCUCUUUGAGAAAAUAGUUCCAGUGAUUGCUUUUGGCCUUUCAUGCGAAUACUGCACGGAGUGCUUUCUGUCCCUGGUGACUGCUCUGGGCUCUGACUGCUGAGCCAGGCCCUCCCCCAGCAGCAGACCCUGAGCAUCGCCUUCACUCAACUCUGUACCCAAAUGCUAAUAGCAGUUUUACACGUUUCCUUGUUUGGACUGUGAUUCUGCAACAAACAAUGAGUACGAUUAGGGUUAGUCCACAUUUGUGAGGAGUGCAUAGAUUUGUCUUCUUCCCACUCUGUGAAGUAUAACAACCGUUGUGUUCUGUCUUUGUCAGUGUGUGGAAUGCUCGCUUCAGGACUGAGUGGAACGUGGGGGUAAAUCUGGAUUUAUGAAUAGAAAACAUGAUUUCUGCAUAUUUUCUGUAUUUUUGCUAUCGGUUGUGUUUGUAGCAGAUUCGUUUUCUGUAUAUUUGUAAUUUUAUUGCUGAAGUGUUGAUAGUCGUCGAUAUUUAAAGCUGAUAUAGUAGAAUAACUAUUUUGACUGUCCUUCAUCCUUUUCUAUGAAUGUUGGAAGUGAAUCGAUGAGUAAUCUCAAACACUUGGAGCUUCCCUGUAGGGAACAACAUAGCUUUAUUUUGGUUUAAAGAUAUUCUUUGCCUUUGCUGUAAGUUUUUUCUUAUAUGUAAAAGAUGUACCUUAUACCUCUUUCUUUUGUAAUGCAGAGUAUUGUUGUUCUUGAGAACACCAUUAAAAUAGAUUUUUAAGCACCUGGAUACAUGUUUACUGAAAAUACAGUGAAUGCAAUUAUGGUUAAACUGACAGCAGUUGGUGAUUGCAGACACCUGUCUUCUCGUGAGCAGUGAACUUUCAGAAAGGGAAAAAAUUCUGUAAUUUUGCAAAAGUUUUCAAUCUCAGAACUUUAGUUCUGAUAAAAGGUUGUAUUCAGAAGUGGGCUGGUCCUUAAACUUGUGUCUUCGAUGUAUGCAAAAUGCCUGACCUCACGGGAGAGUCCUCUUUAAAAUGUUUCAAGACCAAAUUAAGCCGCUGUCAGAGGUGUCGUAUGUUGCU
This is a messenger RNA of Meleagris gallopavo (turkey), 9475 nucleotides long. The record is from RefSeq and is a predicted model, not a curated record. Lineage: Eukaryota; Metazoa; Chordata; Aves; Galliformes; Phasianidae.